CUAUAACAAAGCCGUGUUCUCUGUUUCCCUUUCGGGCGCUUUUAAGGCGUAAAGCGGUUUUAAGCAGCAGCUUCCCGGCGCCCAGCUGAGACGAUCGGUUUAAACAGAGGACCUUGUGCUGCUCGCAUGCUUCACCACUUCCUCAUGAAAUGUGAAGGCCUUUCCUGAUUAGCUAAGCCUUUCUUCUCACACCAGGCCCAUGAGGUAACCCAGACAGUGGUUUGUGAUGCCCGUGGCAGGGCUGUGAUGGGGCAGAGGGUCUCAGGAGUGGUGAAAUCUGCUGAGGAGUGCGAGAGGUCUGCACUGGCAUUGCAGGUGGCCCUUGUGCCCCUUGGCAGGCACGGACAGGGACACGGAAUAGGCCACCCGCUAUCACCACGCCUGGAGCUGCUGCUGGACAUGCCUCCGGCGGACAUUGCCACUCAGCUUGAGCAUGCUUGGAACCCUGAUGACCGCUCACUCAACCUGUUCAUCAAAGAUGAGGAUCGGCUGACGUUUCAUCGUCAUCCAGUAGCACAAAGUACAGACUGUGUACGAGGUAAAGUAGGGUUUACUCGUGGCCUGCAUGCCUGGACUAUCCGGUGGCCCGUGAGGCAACGUGGCACACAUGCUAUCAUUGGUGUCGCUACCUCACGGGCACCGCUUCACGCUAUUGGGUACACCGCACUCGUUGGCAGUGAUGCAGAAUCUUGGGGAUGGGACUUGGGGCGGGGGAAACUCUACCAUGAUAGGAAGAGCCAAACAGGGCCAGCAGCUUCGUAUCCAAGCAGCCAGAAUGAGGAAGAUGAGGACACGUUUUCAGUACCCGAGGAGGUGCUGGUGGUCUUGGACAUGGAUGAGGGAACACUGGGGUUUUGCGCCAGUGGUCACUUCUUAGGUAUAGCCUUUCGCGGCCUGAAGGGGAGAAGCCUGUAUCCGAUCGUCAGCGCAGUGUGGGGCCACUGUGAGGUCACAAUGACGUACAUCAAUGGACUAGAGCCUGGGCCUUUGCCACUGAUGGAACUAUGCAGAAGAGCAGCUCGCCAAGCUCUGGGCCGACAUCGCAUCCACCAGAUCCACACACUCCCCUUGCCCCAGACUCUUAAAAAUUACCUGCAGUACCAGUGAGAGUCUCGCACACAGCCCUGAACUACAGCACCAGUGACCUCAAUGCACAACUUAACAUAAUACAGACUUUUUUUCUUUUUUUUUUUUAAAGAAAGACUUUAUUUACAAAAAGAGCAGUAUGUAUGUCUUAACCUGCUAUCUUAUAUCACCAUGAGUUCGCCUCCCAGUGAACAUGGCUUGUUUUGAAUCGCACAUUGCAAUAGCAACCCUAAUGUUAGCAAGUGAACUCUGCUAGCUACCGAACCUCAGUUAGCCGCCGCUUGAGGGGGGGAGGGGGUGGCACUGGGUUUAAAGAGCUAACUUGGCUAAUGUACUUGAUAUAUUGUGUAAUUGACACCAGUGUUAUUUGUUACACAGUACGUCGAUCCAAAGAGGAAAGAGAAGGGUUAGUGGUGAAGUCGUUUCGUGUGAUCAAGUGUGUCUUUGUUUGUCUCUUGGGAGGUCUGUCACUCAGUAAGAUCAGGGCACAUGGAUGCAUGUGUGUGCAUGCAUGAAUAGUUGUACUGCGUACAUUUAGCUUGGUGCAAAUAACACAUUUUAACCCCUCCCUCUCUUCAAAACGCGCAGCCUGUUGUAGCGUCUGAUUUUUUUUGACCCUGGUGCUACGGACACUCUCUUUAACCACAGGUUUGAGUCAAAAGCGCAUUGGAAUGCACGUCUUCCGUAGAUACUCCUGGUUUUAUUUUUGCAUCACACUAAAUAUAUUUAAUUAUAACCAAGUCCUCCAUACCAUGCACGUAAAACACCAGGCCUUUUUUUUUUGUUUUGUUUUGUCCGAGUGACCACAGUGAUUGAGGAUAUUUUUACAUGUCUAUGAUGUCUGAGUGGUGAUUGUGUUCUUUGAAAUGGUGCAGAUUGUUGUGUGUGAAUGAUGUGAUACAUUUUAUAGAGUUUUAACCUUCUGAGACGUCCUUGUCCUCAGUGCUCGGGACAGGAAGUGAUAUAUUGUUCCAGCAGGAAGUCCAGGGAAGGCUGUUUAUACAGACGGAUAUAGGAGAAAAACACAAGGAGGAGAUGCCGCACUAGCUGUUUACGAUGCGUUAACGCGUCCUCCAUAUUGGAAGGGGCCAGAUUUUUAUGACGGGACAAUGCAGGUUUGCUCUGCUGAUGAAAUUUACAGCAACCUGCACUAUAUUACACAAGAUUUUAUUAUUUUUAAUUUUCAUAGAUAAAUUCUUAAUUUUACGAUUCAUAUUACAGAACAUCUGUACACCACAGAGAUUUUAAACUUUGCAGAUAUUUAAUGACAAUGCUGUACUUCAUAAUUAACUGUAAUUCAUAAUUAAUGAUGGUUUAAUGUAACGAUCCAACGGUAUGUAUUUUUUCAAUUUGCACAACCUUUACCGGCCGUUCGCUGAAACUAACUGUAGUGAUCACUACAUCGUGAUGGAAUACAGCUGACAAACACCUACUUGAAAUUGGCACCUGAGCUAACGAAUAGAACAUCUGGUUCUGUAAGUGUUUUUGUGCUGGUUUUAUUUUUCAGUAGCUAUUGUGUAAUCACAGUUCAUUUAACCUCACUUGCCUGAAAACCAAAUAGAAAAAAAAAUCUAAUCAAAAUAGCUUUUGGUAACAAGCUGAGACAAAAGAUUCAUUUUUUCCCUCUCUCUCUAUAUAAAUAUAUUGAGGACAAACAAAUUAACAGCACUUUGUCAUCUCAUUUAAUUUUUUUUUUCUUCGUUUUUUCAACCCUCCCUCCAUGCAAUAAUCUCAAGCCAAUUUACGCAAUCUGAACUGAAAGGCGCCCCCUCCAAUAUGUCAGGCUUAGCCCACCGAGGCAUCUUCCAGUUUCAUAUCUGUUUUUAAAUGUAAAUAAAAUUCAGAGAAAAACGAACCUGUCUGCUGCAUUGUUAACUGAUCUUA
Messenger RNA from Clarias gariepinus (North African catfish), 2970 nucleotides. RefSeq names its product splA/ryanodine receptor domain and SOCS box containing 4b (gene spsb4b). The record is from RefSeq and is a predicted model, not a curated record. Gene Ontology annotation, biological process: proteasome-mediated ubiquitin-dependent protein catabolic process; intracellular signal transduction. NCBI's taxonomy places the organism in Eukaryota, Metazoa, Chordata, Actinopteri, Siluriformes, Clariidae. The transcript is spliced from 3 exons. Bases 247 to 1107 code for a protein of 286 amino acids. Gene Ontology annotation, molecular function: protein binding. Gene Ontology annotation, cellular component: SCF ubiquitin ligase complex.